Molecule: messenger RNA, 481 nt
Organism: Ostreobium quekettii
Lineage: Eukaryota; Viridiplantae; Chlorophyta; Ulvophyceae; Bryopsidales; Ostreobiaceae
Source: the annotation of a GenBank genome assembly
AUGGCCGUGGGCGACCCCAGCGCCCAGGCCGCCGACGGUGUCUGCUCGCGCCUGCCCUCCAACAACGCCUUCGAGGACGACCCAAAGGUGUGGGAUUUGGUCAUCGUGGGUGCUGGGGUGGCGGGCUCGGCCCUCGCUUAUGCCCAAGGCAAGAAUGGCAGGCGUGUACUUCUGCUGGAACGGGACCUUUCAGUGCCAGACAGGAUCGUGGGGGAGCUGCUCCAACCCGGUGGCUACCUUGCCCUAAAGAAACUGGGGCUCACGGAGGCUGUGAAGGAAAUCGAUGCUCAGAAGAUUUAUGGCUAUUGCAUCUUCAAGGAAGGCAGGGAACUUCUUGUCAACUAUCCAUUGGACAGUCUCAGCGAUGACGUGGCUGGCCGCAGCUUUCACAAUGGGAGGUUUGUCCAGCGCAUGCGACAAGCAGCUGCUGCACUCCCCUCAGUCACUGUCCGGGAGGGCAUUGGGAAGAUGCUUGUCAAUG